Musa acuminata AAA Group (dessert banana) is the source of this 792-nucleotide messenger RNA. RefSeq names its product protein RALF-like 33. Lineage: Eukaryota; Viridiplantae; Streptophyta; Magnoliopsida; Zingiberales; Musaceae. The coding region runs from base 178 to 537 and encodes 119 amino acids. The transcript has a single exon. The record is from RefSeq and is a predicted model, not a curated record. Gene Ontology annotation, cellular component: plasmodesma. Gene Ontology annotation, biological process: calcium-mediated signaling.
UUGUGCGGUAAGACACCCCCAUCUUGUGGCUCAAACUUCCCCUACCAUUCUUCCUUCUCUGGUCAUCUUCCUCCCUCCCUCACGAGUUAUUAGUACAAAGAAAGGAGAGCGCCAGGCAACUACUCGUACUAAAAGAGAGAGAGGGUCGUCUUUUUCUUUCGUCUCCUUAGAGAAAGAAUGGCGAAGCUGGUGGAAAGCUCCCUCCUUGUGGUGGCCAUCCUCCUCGUUGCAGGUGCGGCCGCCAUCACCCCGGCCGCCGCAAGCGGAGAAGGGGGCGAGCUUCCCCUCGGCUGGAUCCCGGCGCUUGCCGGCUGCCGUGGCACCAUCGCGGAGUGCCUCGCCGGUGAAGAGUUCGACCUCGGAUCCGAGGUGACCCGCCGCAUCCUCGCUACAUCCAGCUACAUCAGCUACGGCGCCCUCAAGCGCGACACCGUGCCCUGCUCCCGCCGCGGCGCCUCCUACUACAACUGCCGCCCUGGCGCCCAGGCCAACCCCUACUCGCGUAGCUGCUCCGCCAUCACCCAGUGCCGGGGUUAAAAGGAGGGAUCUUGUAGAUCUCUGCUCCAAUCGGGGGAAACACGGAGUCUUAGUGGGGGGAAAUGACGAACUUGGUAUGCUAUUUUCGUUGUUCUGUUCGAGUCUUGAAUAAUUGGUGUUGUUAUUGAUGGUGAUGCGAUUUUACCGUAUUGGCGUUGUAAACAAGACUUGUAUGCGAUUCGUGUGUAAAGAAUUAUUUGGUCGUAGUUCAGUCCCCUCCUUUUAAUGCACUUAUCUCUCAAAGAUUUCCUUUUC